Molecule: messenger RNA, 1030 nt
Organism: Indicator indicator
Lineage: Eukaryota; Metazoa; Chordata; Aves; Piciformes; Indicatoridae
Gene: GYPC
Product: glycophorin C (Gerbich blood group)
Exons: 3
Coding region: 159-440 (93 amino acids)
Cellular component (GO): membrane; cortical cytoskeleton
Source: RefSeq, a predicted model, not a curated record
UUCCAGUUGUAAAGGGGUCAGGAGCCAGGCAAGGAGAGCCCGAACAAGAGAAGCAUUUUCCUGGGCUCUUCCAGCUGUUCUGUUCAGUCCUGCCGUCGGUUCUGAGCAGGGAAGAGAGUUUGUCAACACAAAUAAGGCAUUUUUCAAAGGCGUAAAUUAUGAGUUACCCAAACAAUACGACAUCUCAACCACAUGGAGACAUUGAGAGCCCCACAGCUGGAGCAGAUGUGGCUGUUAUUGGAGGUGUGAUUGCUGCAGUGGUGUUUGUCCUCAUUUGCCUGCUGGUGGUGAUGGUCCGGUACAUGUACAGGCACAAGGGCACCUAUCACACCAACGAGGCAAAAGGAACCGAGUUUGCCGAAAGCGCAGAUGCCGCUUUGAAAAAUGACCCUGCUCUCCAGGAAGCAGUGGAUGAGAGCAAAAAGGAAUAUUUCAUUUGAGAAGCAAGGAUUUCCAUGGAGACUUUACCAAGGCAGUGAAUCAGAAAUGCUACAUCAUCAGAAGUGCUAAGCCAUGGAUAAUAUGAGGAUACAGGCAAGCAGCCCGAUUGAAAAAUAUCUCUUACUUUUUUUUUGUCACUGAGUUGUUUCAUUUCCUCUGCUAGUGAAGAACUAAAUGCCAGAUACUUGCCUGUUGAUUUUAUUAGCAACACAGCUGGUCACAGAUGAAAUCAAUAUCAGAUAAGAAGAAACAAAAUCUCAGUACGAGUGAUACACCAAAACUAGAUAAAGAUAGCAAAUGUCAGGCCUUGACAUUUGGUGAAAAUAGCAGAUGCCAGUGGAAAACAUCCUCUUAGAGUUAAUGAUGCAUCAUAUGCUGAUAUGAUACAGAACUGACUGAAAUUGAAUUUCAAAUGGUCACAGAACAAACAUUAAACUAGAUAAAGCUGAUGUAGCUGGAGCAAAAAUAGCUUUGUAGCCCAGAUAUCCUCCCCCCCUUUUAAAUGUGUAAUUUUAUUGCACAAGAGAGUUAGUUUUGUUUGUUUGGGGAUUUUGACUGGGUUUUUUUUUUAUUUUAUAUGUAUAAAAAU